AUGCUUGUGGGACUUGGUGGUAACAAUGGAUCAACAUCUGUUGGAUCUAUGAUCGCAAACCGGGAGCAGAUGUCCUGGAGAAAUCGCGAGGGAACACACAAGGCCAACUAUUUUGGAUCAUUCACCCAAUCGAGCACCAUUCACAUUGGAUGGGAUGGAAAAGAACAAGUGUAUGUACCAUUCAACGAAGUAAUACCAAUGCUCCGCCCUCACGAACUCAUUAUUGAUGGAUGGGAUAUCAACAAUGCCAACUUAUACGAAGCUAUGUGCCGAGCAAAGGUCUUCGAACCCGAACUAAUUGAUCAAUUGAAGCCCUAUAUGGAGCACAUUGUACCAAAACCGUCGAUCUACUAUCCCGAUUUCAUUGCCUCAAAUCAAGGUGAUCGAGCAAACAAUGUCAUUCCCGGAACCAACAAGCAAGAACAUUUGGAGUUGAUUCGCAAAGACAUCAGAGAGUUCAAGAAAACAAACGAUUUGGAUUGUGUAAUUGUUCUCUGGACGGCAAACACUGAAAGAUACACGGAUGUGAGAAGUGGUUUGAAUAGCACAGCCGAUGAAAUUCUUCGGUCUAUCGAGAAGAAUGUUGAUGAGAUCUCUCCAUCGAAUAUCUUUGCAGUGGCUUCAAUCCUCGAAGGAGCCCACUACAUUAAUGGUUCUCCACAAAAUACUCUUGUUCCGGGAAUAGUUGAGCUUGCUGGCCAACACAAAGUUUUCAUUGGUGGUGACGACUUCAAAUCGGGACAGACAAAACUCAAAUCGGCCCUUGUGGAUUUCUUAGUUUCUUCAGGAUUGAAACCCGAAAGCAUUGUUUCCUACAAUCAUCUUGGUAACAAUGACGGGAAAAAUCUUUCUGAGGCUCGUCAAUUCCGUUCAAAGGAGAUCUCAAAAUCGAACGUGGUCGAUGACAUGGUGGCGUCUAACAAAAUCCUCUACCCAGAUGGCAAAAAGCCAGAUCACUGUGUAGUGAUCAAAUACGUUCCAUUUGUUGGUGACUCGAAAAGAGCAAUGGAUGAGUACGUCUGCUCAAUAUUUAUGGGCGGCCGACAAACUUUUGUCAUCCAUAACACUUGCGAAGACUCGCUCUUGGCCACCCCACUCAUUUAUGAUCUCACAAUUUUGACGGAGCUAGCAACAAGGAUCUCAUAUUCGGUGAACGGUUCAGAAUGGCAGCAAUUCCAUGAGGUUUUAUCAUUGCUCUCUUUGCUACUCAAAGCCCCAGUUGUGCCCCCAGGCACACCAGUCUCAAAUGCUUUCAUGCGCCAAUAUGGCUCCAUCACCAAGCUAGUAACGGCAUGUGCUGGUAUCGCCUCCGACACCGAACUGCAACUUGAAUUCUUCACCAAACUCUCU
This is a messenger RNA of Mesorhabditis belari, 1350 nucleotides long. Lineage: Eukaryota; Metazoa; Nematoda; Chromadorea; Rhabditida; Rhabditidae. The record is from the annotation of a GenBank genome assembly.